Athalia rosae (coleseed sawfly) is the source of this 2024-nucleotide messenger RNA. Its product is annotated as THAP domain-containing protein 1-like. The record is from RefSeq and is a predicted model, not a curated record. Bases 328 to 1281 code for a protein of 317 amino acids. NCBI's taxonomy places the organism in Eukaryota, Metazoa, Arthropoda, Insecta, Hymenoptera, Athaliidae. Gene Ontology annotation, molecular function: sequence-specific DNA binding. The transcript is spliced from 4 exons.
UCACGAUCGUGCUAAUAAAGGUUCUAUACGCGAUCGGCGGUUUAUGCAAUUUGUUACAUUUGUUUGAUUAGAGUCUGAUUGCUGAAUGCUAUAUUGAAGGUAAAAUUCAUUGUCUCUCAACUGACAUGAAUUGGUCAUUGGUCAGGCUCAAACCUGACAGGCUCGGCAGUUAUGGCAGUUAUGGUGUUGGGAGCAAAUGGAAUGGGUGGAAAUGAAUAGAUAUAUGUAUGGGAACCUGGAGCCUAUGUCGGGUAGCGACCUACGGUAAGAGAGAGAUAGUGUAGUUAGAGUCGGACGCGCUUGUCUGAUGUAUAGAGACUAUCUCGCAUGAAAACAUUGACUGUCAGAGCAGAAAAGCACUCAUGUAAACAAACUCUAGAGUUUAAUGAUUUGAAAAUGGUGAAACGAUGUGCCAUAGUUUCGUGUAAAAAUGAGUUUGUUCCCGGUCGUGGCGUAACUUAUCAUGCAUUUCCAACUAAAGAUGCGGAGCGUAAAAAAAAGUGGCUCGACGCAAUACCAAAUGGUCUAAUUAAUAAUAUCACAGAAACAAAUUUCAUAUGCAGUCUGCACUUUCGGCCAGAAAACUAUUUUGAUACUCCGUCGGGUAGAAAUUUUUUAAAAAAAGAUGCCGUUCCAUCAAGCUUUGAAUUUCUCCCACAUGUUGCAUCAAAGAAAACCGAGGAAAUCAUGUCAAUGUUGUUCCAGGUAGCAAAUAAUGAGUUAACAGUUAACCCGAGAAACAAACUGAAACGACGUGUAGAAGAUAACAUGACAGAUGAAUUUGAGAAUAUGCGUGCUGAUGAUGAGGAGAACACAUCACCUGAAGUUGCUCAUAACAAAUCUGAUGCUAGCACUCAAACAUCGCCAAAGCAAUCAAAACCAACUCCUCGGAUGGAUAUCUUGGCAAACAAAGUGGAUGUUCUACAGAAACGUUUGAGGCGUCGAGAUGCAAAAAUCAGCAUCAUGGAAGAUGUAAUAAAAAGCCUGAAAGAAAAUUCAAAUCAUUCGGAAGGUAUACAGGGCAUAUUAGAGAAACAUUUCAGCGGCGAUAAAUUGGAACUACUUCUAAAUGAGGUGAAUAAUAAUAACGUUACGCCUAAUAACAGACAGUACUCCGAAAAUAUUAAGCAGUUUGCGUUGACAAUGUAUUGUUUCUCUCCUAAAGCUUACGAGCUACUUCGAAAGUAUUUGUGUUUUCCUCAUCCUGGUACUAUGAGAAAAUGGAUUUCAUCAUAUAAUUGUGAUAGUGUAAAGUUCAGUGACAGGGAACAAUCGCCAUAGUUAUUUUAGAGCACGGGUAUAUCGUGCGCGAUAUUCAAACAUUUCAAAAGAGUAGACGUGCGCUGAAAAAUUCUUCAGUCAAGGCAAUGGAUCAUUGAUCUCUAAUUGAUAUCAAUGCAAUAGAUUAUUAGAAUAUAAAAAAAUCUGGAAUCAAGAUCGGGAAGACAUAUGUAUACAACAGCGGUUCAAUAUAUCUAUGGCACUACUAUAUUAAGACGUCCGAAACGCUCAUGUGUGGGUUGGAGCCCAACACGAACGCAGCCAUGCCGUUUGCAUAAAUAUUAGUCGGCGACAUCAAAAAUUCCAAGCACAUAAAGGCGAAGUUUAGGACCGUAAGAAAUUAUUUUCCUCAUAAAACUAAUUUCUAAAUUGUAAAAUUACCACUUUUGGACACAAUAGAAGCCUAUAGAAAAUUUUGUUAAUAACAAAAUAAAACAAAUUAUAAAAUGUAAAAUCGUCACUAGGUGCCAAGGAUAAAAUAGGGCAAAUUGUUAUAAUAAAAUUAUUCGCUAAAAUUAACCAUGAUAAAAAUGGACAUGAUAGAAGCCCAUAGAACAAAUGGGAUUAACUCCCCAGGCGGGGAGCCAGCAGCUAGUUUUUUCUAUCAAGCAUUAUCAUUUUUGUUUAAAUUAGAACACAGCGAAGACGCCACCAAUUAUUCUUUUUGUUCCAUCACUUCGUGAUAUUGUUGAUUUAUAUUGAAAAACCAAACAUCAUUAUUAAAGAUAAAUUAUUUUUGUUAA